Sinocyclocheilus anshuiensis is the source of this 3475-nucleotide messenger RNA. Its product is annotated as voltage-dependent L-type calcium channel subunit beta-4-like. The coding region runs from base 212 to 1885 and encodes 557 amino acids. Gene Ontology annotation, cellular component: voltage-gated calcium channel complex. Lineage: Eukaryota; Metazoa; Chordata; Actinopteri; Cypriniformes; Cyprinidae. Gene Ontology annotation, molecular function: protein binding; voltage-gated calcium channel activity. The transcript has 14 exons. The record is from RefSeq and is a predicted model, not a curated record. Gene Ontology annotation, biological process: calcium ion transmembrane transport.
GCAUUUGUACACCUGUAUUACUAUCUCGAUUUAUAAUAACCCGCGCGAGGGAAUGUAUCUUAGGAUCUCUGCGCAGGCAGCUCAGACAGAAGCUUGACUGUUCAAUCGUGAUACCCCUUUCUUCCUCGGGAGGCAUAUGUAUUUGGUAUCGCCGUUUCUUCCAGUAAGCACCAAUGCAUGCAUGCACCCGCCUCCCUGCGCUCUCAAAUAGAUGGUGCAAGUAAAGAUGUCCAAAUCUUCCGCAGACCCUCUGUCUGGUGUAGAAAGCGCUGCUCAGUCGCACUAUUUUCAGCUAUCACGAAAGUUGCCGAAGCGCAAGGGUCGUUUUAAACGCUCAGAUGGCAGCACCUCGUCUGACACCACCUCCAGCUUCAUCAAACGACAGGGUUCAGCCGAUUCGUACACGAGCAGACCUUCGGAUUCCGACCUGUCAGCGGAGGAGGACCGCGAGGCGUAUCGGCGUGAAGCCGAACGCCAGGCCCAGCUGCAGCUCGAGAGAGCCAAGUCCAAACCUGUAGCAUUCGCAGUGAAGACGAAUGUGAAUUAUUGCGGGGCUCUAGAUGAGGACUGUCCUUUUCAGGGUGCUGCCAUAAACUUUGAAGCCAAAGACUUUCUGCACAUUAAAGAGAAGUACAAUAAUGACUGGUGGAUUGGAAGGCUGGUGAAAGAGGGGGCAGACAUCAGCUUCAUUCCCAGCCCCCUCCGACUGGAGGCCAUGAGACUCAAACAGGAGCAAAAACAACAGAGGAAAAGUGGUAACUCCUCCUCAAGCCUGGGCGACAUGGUCUCAGGAGGUUGGAGAUCCACGCCGCCAUCUGCAGCCAAACAGAAGCUAAAGCAGACUGAACACAUUCCUCCAUAUGAUGUGGUGCCGUCCAUGAGGCCUGUGGUUCUGGUUGGACCUUCACUGAAGGGCUAUGAGGUGACAGAUAUGAUGCAGAAAGCCCUGUUUGACUUUCUCAAACAUCGCUUUGAUGGGCGGAUUUCUAUAACCCGGGUGACCGCUGACCUUUCUUUGGCCAAGAGAUCGGUUCUCAACAAGAGACCCAUCAUGGAGAGGUCUAACACACGAACCAGUUUGGCGGAAGUACAAAGUGAGAUCGAGAGAAUAUUUGAGCUGGCCAAAACUCUUCAAUUGGUGGUUCUAGAUGCAGACACCAUUAACCAUCCAGCGCAACUAGCUAAAACCUCGUUAGCUCCUAUUAUUGUGUACGUCAAGGUCACCUCUCCAAAGGUCCUACAGCGAUUGAUAAAGUCGAGGGGUAAAUCACAAAGCAAACACCUCAAUGUUCAGAUGAUGGCAGCAGAUAAACUGACUCAAUGUCCUCCUGAGAUGUUUGAUGUCAUUUUGGAUGAGAACCAGUUAGAGGACGCCUGUGAGCACCUCACUGAAUAUCUGGAGGUCUACUGGCGUGCCACUCAUCUGCCCGGCACCACCCCUCUCAACCCUCUAUUGGAGCAAAAUCUGAUGACCCCACCCUCAGCAGUCUCCAGUCUACAGAACCAGCAGCUGUCGCCUGCCGGGGGUGGAGGGGGAGUGGAGGAGGAGGAGCAGGGGGAGCAGGACAGCCUCAUGCCCUCCGACGAGGCCAGUGACUCUCGCUCCCUCCGUCGAGGCGGCUCUAGCUCCCUGCACCCCCAGGAAGACGAGGAGGAGGAGGAGGAAGAGGAGGAGGAAGAGGAGGAAGAUGAUUACGAACCCCACCGCCACCCUCACCCAUACCGGGAUGUGUAUCCGCCCAACCGUAAUCACCCUGGUGGAAUCCACAGCGCUAACGGACACGAGUCACAGGACCGGCUCCUGCAGCAGCGAGACUCGCAGGACGGACACAACCAACGAAACAACCACCAGCGCACGAGAGCCUGGCCAAGAGACAACUACUGACCGCCUGUCUGCAGGAGUCUGGAUGGGAGGAUUGUGUUGUGAAUUGGGGUGAGGGGUGAUGGGAAUUGGUGAGGAACAGGAAACGCACUGUGUGUGUGUGUGUGUGUGUGUGUGUGUGUGUGUGUGUGUGUGUGUGUGUGUGUGUAUGCGUGUGAAUGCGUGUUUGUGGAUGAAGCUGCCCAUGGUUGAUGAAAAGAUCCUGUUGUUUUCUAAGCUUAUGUAGUUGUUAUUGUUUGAGGCAUUGCACUACAUUUGCUUUUAAAAGACGGGGCAGUUUUUCUCCUUUAGGAUCACAUGCAUGUUCAUAGCGAAACAACAUUUGAGCUUCCUAUGAAACCCCACCCAAGUCAAUUUUUUUUUUAUUAUAAACUUUAUUAUUUUGCGUAUCAUACGCUCUCCCUGAUCCUAAUGAGCACAGAAGGCAUUAUGGGAAAAGCACUUUUAUAGCAUGGGGUGUGAGUCACAAUGAAAGAUAUUGUAGCAUUUUGUUGCAUCUUACUUUAAUGGCUUCUCUUUUGCUAGCGCUAGUAUUACUCACGAUUUUUUGGUUCAAGCCCUCAGUCAUGGUGUUGCCUGAUUGGAGCCCGUAUUCACUUGUCUUAUUAUGAGUUGUUUAUUGGUCCUCCUCUGGAUAUCAUUCAGGCAACUGACAUGAAUAGGCAUUUUCACAGUCAUGUUCACAGAUGUAGCAAACAUUGCCAUUUGCAAAGCACCAUGUAAAUGCGGUGUAUGUAGGAAAGGAAUUCAGGUUUAUGCUCUGCUGUCGUAGAGUGAAAUAUUAUUUGGACUAUAGUCUUGGUUUGCACAUGAGGUGAAUUUCAACUCCAGAAUGAAGAAAAGCAGUCGAUCUUCCUACAUUUCCGUACUGCUGCAUAAAGAAAGAACCUAAUUAGGUCAGUGUCACUGGUUUCUUUUUCUAGGAAAUGAGAAGGACUGAAAACUGAAGUUAUUUUAUCAUCCAACAGUGGAUUAGUACCCAUAUAUUGGAUUUUUAUAGAAGUAGAUGAAGCUCAGAUUUGAUGUCCGUUUUGGGAUAGUCAUGUUGUUCCUCUGUGACUUGAUUGAGUUGAAAGUUGGUCUAGGUUCAUAUAUUAUACACAUUUGCAAGUAAUUUAUUUGUUGACCUUAUCAGAGAUAACAGCCAAUCGCCUUAAGGCAUCUUGGUCUGUUUUUGAACUUGCAUGCACAUUAGCUAGACUAACCUGAUAUUUAUAGCUAAAGAAGCUAAAUUUAGAUUUUUGUAUCAUUGUUUCUGGGUGAUUUGAACAUUUUUUGAAUGGUUGGCAAACAGUUUUGGCGAUCUCCCUAUUUAAGUAGAUAGGAGUUGAACUUGCAUGAUUGGAAACUAGCAUUACCAAAAUGGCCACUGAAUAAACUGCCUCAGAAGGAAUUUGUCUUUACCAAGAAAAAUGUGUCUCUAACAAGUGAGUGAUCUUCCUCUGCCCUCCAUUUCUCGCCACUCUUUCCUCUCCGAGGCUCUGGGCAUCUAAGGGGGCGGUUACCGUGGCCUACUUUAAAACAUAGCGUCACAUCUUUCUUUGAAGACACGUUGACUGCUAGCUAGUUUAAUUACCUUAAAGGGUUAGUUCA